GUUCCGACUUAGCCCCAAGUUUUUCGACUAUUCAUUCAGCAUUUUCAAUCGUUCAUCAUGCGUUUCGACCUUCAAACCCUCUUUGUCUCCGCGCUCGCUGUUACCACAGUCUCGUCCACCCCCAUAGACGAGCCCAGCAUGGUGGAAAGAUGUGCCACGACCUGCAGCCAACACUGCUCACCCCGGCCAGCAACUCUAGAGCAGCAGCGAGAAAUCUUCGCCAAGUUUGUCGCCACCGCCAUCGGCCAACGCGACUUCUACAGGGCGUACAAAACGUUCGCGGCCGACGAUAUUAUCCAGCAUAACCCUGCCAUCAUGUCGGGACUGCAAAAUACUCUGGACUUCUUCAACUCGCAGCCUAACCUCGCCAGCACAAAAUACACCAUCAUUAACACCAACUUUGGCGACAACCACAUUGGGUACUUCCACUACCGUGCAGACAUUGCCCCUGGCGAGGAGCCUUUCGCUGUAGUGGACUUUUACCGCUUCAAUGGAACAUGUAUCCAAGAGCAUUGGGACGUGGUCCAGCAGUAUGACCCUAACUCGCCUAAUCCACUGGCUCUGUUUUGAGAGGAGUAGGCAAUGAUGCGACCGAAGGGUGCUAGGUUGGCAGUAAAGAAACCUCUACUAUCUCAAGAUGUAGAGGGCCUGGCGUUUGUGUGGCUGUGACCGGGAAACAUGUUGUAGCGAGGUCAAGGUCCGAAAGUAAGGUCUUAGCUCGAGGAGAGCUCAGAGGGCACUGGCACCGGAAAGAAACUAGAAGUAGUGUCUACUGCUAUAAAAAUGCUAAGCUUUGUUUGUAU
Fusarium redolens is the source of this 803-nucleotide messenger RNA. RefSeq lists its product as uncharacterized. The transcript has a single exon. NCBI's taxonomy places the organism in Eukaryota, Fungi, Ascomycota, Sordariomycetes, Hypocreales, Nectriaceae. The coding region runs from base 58 to 570 and encodes 170 amino acids. The record is from RefSeq and is a predicted model, not a curated record.